AUGACAUCCACUAUCCCGCGCACUGCAAGACCACCUCCUCCCACAGGCCCUCUGCCAGCUCUGCCCCUCCCCAAGACUCGCAAACAGUCCGACGACACCUAUGACUCUCCCCCAGAUUCUCGGCGAACCUCCACCGCCUCACAACUCCCCACAUCAACCCCGAAACGGACAGCCAUUCCUUCACGAUCAGUCACCGUAUCUGGACUGCCGACACCAAAGCCCUCCAAGUCCAGUUCCACUCCUUCGAUUCCUACAUUAAGUUCUACUGCAGCAGACACGCCUGGAACCUCUCCUUCACCACCAUUGCCAAGCACCGGCAUCCCGAAGACCUUGCGGAAGACCACUAGCAUUGGUUCCUUCCCACUGCCUCCCAAAGGUGGUCCACGCGUGACCAGUCUUCCCCCCAGUCCGCUUUCCGCAUCUCCGUCAUCCAACGAACAACAGAACUCACGACCGCUGCAAUCCAAGAGCAAACGCGAUUCGUCGAAGCACAGAAGUGCAGAGAGUGGACUGAAGAAGUCCAAGCCGCGCAGUUCUGGCUAUGGCUUGCGUGCUCGCGCUUCCCAAGGAGGCCUCGGAGGUUCUCCCAGUCUCUUGAAUGGGACAGGCGACAGUAACUUGAUCUCCAGUGGUCGCGGGACAAGAGUCUCCGACAGCCUUCUCAGCAUACCGUCACCUCCCGAAAGUCGAAGCUCCUCUGCGAAUGGCUCGUAUCAGACAGAUGCGACCGAGGUUGAGGAUCAUGGCGACCGAGGGAGGUCGCGCAAGACGAGCUCAACGGAGAAGCGAGAGUCUGGAGGCAAGGACAUCAAGGGCAACGUCAUUGUCAGCGUGCGUGUACGACCAGAUGCAGGCAGCGAUGGAGAUCGCCCAGAAGGAGAGUGGCUGGUCGACGGAAGACGUUCACUGAUAUCAUAUCGCGGACGAGAAGGCGGCGACUACCGCUACGACAAUGUCUUCUCGCCCCACGACCAGAACGCCCGAGUAUACGAUAACGCUGCGAAGCGGCUGGUGCGACGGGUGAUGGAAGGCUAUCAUGGUACAGUCUUUGCGUAUGGUAUGACUGGAACGGGCAAGACCUUCUCCAUGCAAGGAACUGCACAACAGCCUGGUGUCAUUCCUUUGGCCAUUACUGAUAUUUUCUCCUAUAUUCGCGAAAACCCCAACCGAGAAUUUCUUUUACGAGUUAGCUACCUGGAAAUUUACAACGAGAAGAUCUACGACUUACUGAAUCAAGCUGUUCCUGGACAGCAGCAAGAAGAAAUCAAACUUCGCGAAGAUAGUAAGCGUGGAGUGUACGCUACACCUUUGAAGGAAGAGAUUGUGCAAUCCCCGAACCAGCUUCUGCGAGUCAUCGCCAGGGGAGAUCUUGCGAGACGAACUGGUAGUACGCAGUUUAACGCACGGUCUUCUCGUUCGCAUGCUGUGGUUCAGAUCGUGGUUGAAUCUCGAGAACGCACUCAAGCUUCAGACGCCAGGCGGCCAGACAAGAUCAUACCUGGUGGAGUGCUGGUGUCCACUCUUUCGCUCAUCGAUCUUGCUGGCUCCGAGAAGGCGGCCGAGAACAAGGAGCGGCGAACGGAAGGUGCGCACAUCAACAAAUCACUUCUCACUCUGGGUACUGUAAUCGCACGACUGUCGGGCGAGGAUGAAAAGGAUGAAAAGGAGGGCGGCGCGAAGCCCGCUGACCGAGAGAAGGCUCUCAAGCACUUACCGUACAGAGACAGCAAGCUCACGAGAUUGCUGCAAGGUGCGCUGUCCGGCAACUCCCUCGUGUCCAUUCUCUGCACCAUUCAGCUUUCUUCGGCCGGCACAAGCGCUGCAUUAGCGAGUUCACACACUGGCGAAACACUCAACACGCUCAAAUUCGCCAGCAGAGCGAAGAACAACAUCGUCAGUCACGCCAAGAAGAACGAAUCCAAUCCAAAUGGUGGCGAUGCAGGGAGCCGAGCGCUUCUUGACCGAUAUCGAAUCGAAAUCCAGGACCUUCGCGCGCAGUUGCAAGAGCAGAACAAGGCGAAGGAAGAAGCGGAGAAGAGGGAAGAAUUGGAGAGAGACCGCCAAGUGGAGCAGCAGCUGGAGAGGGAGGAGCAGGCCAGGCAUGAAGAGCAGAUGCUGGAAAUGCAGCUCGCCCGGACGGCACUCAAAGAGCGCAUCGGCCACCUCAAUCGCUUGAUCCUGUCGUCGAGAUCGAUCGGCGUCAAUUCCGGUCGCUUCUCCAGCUCGAGCCUGCCUUUUAAUCCUCGACUGAGCAGCUUCAGCACGACACAGUCCGAAUAUGGGCGCCCUGUCAGCGCUCGCAGUCGUGACAGCAAUAUUCGGGACAGCAACGCGACUCUCGAACUACCGUCACCUGAAGAACGAGCCGGCCGCACUCUCUCUGGCGGAUGCGUCACCAUGGGGUCCAUUCCUGCUGCACAGGUGUCGCACAUGGUGACCGAAGACGAAGGUGCAGACGACGACGAGAACGAUUCUGGAGGUGCGGAUGGCAACGGUAACGCGAGCUUGGCGCAGCAGGUUCGAAUGCUGCAGGCAGACCUAGCGGAUAAGGACCGGUACAUCCGCACGCUUGAGAAGCGUCUUCUCCAGGCUCGGCGCACCAGUCACAGCCGAGUCAGCGUGCAGUUCGCAUCUCGUGUCGACAUUCCUGAGGAGGGCAGCUUGGAAGCUCUCGUGCGCGAUCGUGAGCGCGAGAUCGAGGAUCUGCGACAGAAGCUGGACGACCAGACUCGUAUGGUGACGGCACUCCGAAGUGCGGCGCGAAAGCGUGAGUUGGCUGAUCGCAGGAAGAGCCACCAGACUGCCACUAGCGAAGAGACUGCUCGACCUCCCACUUCGCACAGCGUUGCCGAUAGCGUGCCUGAGCUGCCAGAUGCUUUCGUGCGGAACUCUUCGCGCAUCUCGAAACACUCCUCACGAGCAGCGUCGGCAAACGACCACUACCGGCUGUCUGGACAUGGCAGCAGUCCUUCGAACGCUAGCCAUUCUAGCAAUGGUGUCGUCAACUUCUCCAAGGCUCCUCUUUCGCCCAUGGCAAUCCUCAGCCCCACUCAUUCUUCCAACAACUCUCGAGAGAGCAACAGCUAUGCCGACAAGGGCAAGGGCAAGGGCAAGGGCAUGCGGGCGACGCGCCGCAAAUCGGUGGAUGAAAUGACACAGCUACUCGACCAGAUGAUCCAGGACAAAGUCGAGAGUGGUCACGUCGUGCGAGGCGAGCGAGGUUCGUUGAGGAUUCGAGAGCGACACGAUACCGUUCUGCAGCAAAUUGCUGAUCAUGGCGAGGAAGCAGCAGACAGUCGUGCGGGUGCGAGCACGAACGCGACGGCCGAGAAUUUAAAGCUUUCCAUCACCACAGCUUGGUGAUUGCAAUUGUUGAUGAGAUCCAUCACAUCAAGGCGUUGCUCGGACUUGACUCUGGUUGGGAGAUCUGAUUGCGUUGAUCGAUAGUGUGCUGCAAGUCAGGGAGGGACGCGCGAGCAUGUGCCUUGUAUGCGCGCGCGCUAAACAUGGUUCAUGGCUUCACGAUGAACGGAUGCAGUGGCACGGCGUUUGGUUUUUGGAAACGCUUGGGAAGAUCUAUUGCCGUCUUUCCCUCAUGGACGCUGUGCCCUGGAUCGUGACGAGCACGAGUAUGAAACUGUUAUUUUCUCUUUCCUGUUGGGAUGGCGACGUACGAAGCGGAGCGGAGCGAGCGAUACCCUUUCGCGGACGGACAAGAUGACUAAUUUUCUUAUUCAUUCUAUUUUGCGUGGAUUCUUCUUUGCAUGUACAAUAAUGGCUUGAGAUGGUCGAUUUGAAUAUUGAGAUAUGGUGGAUGAGC
Messenger RNA from Pseudocercospora fijiensis CIRAD86, 3820 nucleotides. RefSeq lists its product as uncharacterized. NCBI's taxonomy places the organism in Eukaryota, Fungi, Ascomycota, Dothideomycetes, Mycosphaerellales, Mycosphaerellaceae. Gene Ontology annotation, biological process: microtubule-based movement. Gene Ontology annotation, molecular function: microtubule binding; ATP binding; microtubule motor activity. The record is from RefSeq and is a predicted model, not a curated record. The coding region runs from base 1 to 3363 and encodes 1120 amino acids. The transcript has a single exon.